UUUGGGACCAGGAGAGAGCCAGUAGGAGGACCUUAAACUUGGCUGAGGACACCGGCGACAGCAAUGAAAUUGUUCCUUGACUGCCUCGGGAUUGAGGCACUGAGAAGCAGAUAAAAAAUUUGUUGGCAUUCACUGAAGCGAUACGACUUCAUAAAAGAAAAAAAGCUGUAGUAAAUUGGAAUUUAAUGUCAAUAGGUAGUUUAUUUUGGGUCCAUGGUUCUUGGGGUCUUUCCUCCCCCCCUCCCCAAUUUUGUAAAGGAUCAAGCAAGGACAAACUGCUCACUUUUCAGAAGGGGGCAUGACCUUUUUCCCAUUUUGAUAGGUUUCCCUCCAUCAAGAGAAUCAGUUUUUUUUGCAGGAAGCGACAGCGGAUGAUGAUCAACUUUGAGUCAUCUGGAACCAACAAAGAAGAUUUCUCCUCCUUUAAGAUAGCUGGAAAAAAUUGAAACCUAAUACGUGCUGACUUCUACAAAAAUGAUCUGCAUGGCAAAUCCCAUUCCUAUCCUGGUGCUUCUCUGUCUCCUCCACUCUACAGAGGAGACAUGCCCGUCCAUGUGUCUCUGCACAUCUGACACAGUGAGCUGCAGCUCCAGUGGUCUCACUAAGCUCCCCAAGUUGCUGCCCACGUUCUCCAUCACACUAGAUCUCAACCACAAUCAUUUCUCCUGGCUGCGUGCUGGCAGCUUCAGCAGGAUGUCCAGGCUGGAAACACUCCGAAUGGCCCACAACCAGCUGACUGGCUUAAUUUAUGGGGUUUUUGAAAAUGCCUCAAGCAUAAGAUAUCUUGACUUGUCUUCCAACAAGCUCAAAGUGGUGGAGCAGCACUACUUCCAUGGACUGUGGAGGCUGGAGGAGCUUAUUCUUUUUAACAAUAAAAUCACACAGGUGGAACCUGGCACAUUAAGCAGUUUGAGCAGUUUGAAAAAAGCUUACUUCAGCCUCAACCAGCUCACAAACUUCCCAUUCUUCUCCAUCCAAGACCACAGCCAACCUUUUCUGACCAUGCUGGACCUCUCAUCCAACCAUAUAACACGUCUGCCAUGGGAGGAUGUAAAAGCAUUGCCGGGUUUAGUGCAGCGUGGGCUCUUUCUCCAUAACAACUCUUUUAUUUGUGACUGCUCCAUGUACAGUGUGUUCUGGCACUGGGAUCUUAGAGGGUUUGACACGCUGAGAGAUUUCAUGGAAGAGCACACUUGCAGCAUCUAUGGAGACCCCCGAGCCUCUAUCCAGUUUCUGCGACACACUCGUUUUUUCAACAACUGCAGCGUGGAAAAAGCUGUCUCGCAACCCAUGACUGUGCUCCUCUCCAAGGUGUUUGUUUCAGAGGGACAAAGGGUGAAACUGGAUUGCCAAACAUCCCUGAGCAGCACCAAUCUCUCAUUUACUUGGCUCUCUCCCAAACAGGGCGUCAUCACCCAGUACAACAUCAAUGACACUGCAAUGAGAAUGUUUGCUAAUGGUACCUUGGAGAUUCACACAGCCAAGGUCAAUGACUCAGGCCUGUAUGUGUGUACAGCAAUGGAUAUUAUGCAGGCACUGAAUGCAACGAGAGAAAUAAAUGUGACGGUGCUCUUCCCUGUAGCAGAGCCAUUCAACACAGGUUACACAACACUGCUUGGCUGUGUGGUGACCAUGGUCCUCAUCCUCAUAUACCUCUACUCAACACCAUGUCGAUGUAGCUGCUGUAAACAGCCCAAGCCUCCAGUCAUUUCUGCCGCAGCAUAUGAUCCUGGCAACUUAACUUCAGUUUUCUCUCCCUGUACAGGAGACCAGCAGAAAAUCCACAAAAAUAAGCAUGUGGCAUUUCUGCAGCCAAUGUUGAGUGAGCAAGGACUUGAAUAGAAAUCUCAAAAUUGAUGGGGAAAAUAAAAAACUAAAUGCCCUUGCUUUCCCAGGAAUUAGAGUUAAUCGGUUUACAUAAGUGUUUGGAUUCACUUGUUGGACAUCAUCUUCCUUUGCUAGACAUAUUCUGCUCCAAAUAUACUUUCCUUCUCUAAAGUGGUCCAAUGAGAGUUUCACAAUGUACUCUACACAUUAUUCCCUCCUAAAGUCACAUGGUGGACCAUUAAGACUGGACAUCAAUAAUGGGAAGUUUUAACAACAUUAAAAGUAAUGUUUUCAUGAUUGGAAUGGUGUUAUAAAGUGUAUUGGUUGGCAAUCAGCCUGUAUGCACAAUGUCAUACUGUCAAUGUUUUUUUUUGUAUAUUCUGGUAUAGCCGAGGAUGUCGUUGUGGCUUGUGCAGCUCUUUGAGACACUCGUGAUUUAGGGCUAUAUAAGUAAACUUUGAUUGAUUGAUUGAUUGAUUGAUUGCUAGAGAUAAGUACUGUACAAUCACAUCACAAGCAGAAUGACAAAGCAAUAUUUAUAUUACCGUAUAUCAUUAUUAUGAGUAGUUUCUGUCUUGAACAAAAACGUAUGUUUCUCAGCGUUGCCAGACAUGGUGCAAAUAGCGAAUGUGUAUAAUAACAUCACCCUCUAAAAGGUUUAUGAUUAAUAAUUUCAAAUAUCACAUAAUGGAAGUUAAUUUUACCCUUUACAUAUAUGACUAUUAGCAAACAAACCGGAUACAUUCGGCACUGCAAGUGAGUUUGUCAAUUUUCUCAUGUACCCCUAUACAGAUUAUUGGAGCACUCUUACCUAAAAAAAAAAUGUUUUCCAACAGUGCUCUGAUUGUAUCUAAAGGGGAACUGCACGUUUUUGGAAUUGUGCCAAUUAUUCACAAUUCUUAUGUAAGACAAUAACACAUAUGUUUUUAUAUAUUUAUUUUAUGCAUUCUAAUUCGUAAAUAAACACAAGCAAAAGUCAGCUAACAAUGGAGCCUAAGGGAUUUGCUCCAUUCCACCUAUAAAGCACUCUAAAAACAUUCAAAAACAUUUUACAUAAACGCUGUAUAUGUAAUGUAGUAACAGGCUCCAUGUGUUUUGUGGGCUUGGAGAAAGUAUUCGACCGUGUCCCUCGGGAAGUCCUGUGGAGGGUGCUCAAAGAGUAUGGCGGUCCACUCCCUGCAUGAUCAGUGUCAGAGCUUGGUCCGCAUUGCUGGCAGUAAGUCGGACCCAUUUCUAGUCAGGGUUGGACUUCGCCCUGGCUGCCCUUUGUCACCAAUUCUGUUUACAGCUUUUAUGGACAGAAUUUCUAGGCACAGUCAGGGCGUUAAGGGGAUCCAGUUUGGUGACUGUAGGUUUUAGGUCUCUGCUUUUUGCAGAUGUAUGGUACUGCUGGCUUUAUCUGGCCAGGAUCUUCAGCUCUAACUGGAUCGGUUCGCAGCAGAGUGUGAAACGACUGGGAAGAAAAUCAGCACUUCUAAGUCCGAGUCCAUGGUUCUCGCCCGGAACAGGAUACAAACUAGGAACAUAAUUAAACAAUCACUUACUGUACUAUGUCUACCGGAUUUUGACUAUUGCAAGAGGUACAAGCGAUACAAAAUGGAUGGAUGGAAGUUUAUAUCUUCCUGUUUGGAUGAAGAAUUAAUCAUAAUCCCCACACAGAUAAAACAAAACAAAAAAAGAUGGGCGCAAACGAGCGUCUGUGUAUCUUUCUCGCGAUCUCAGGGUCGUAGUUAGUUGUCAAAGUUGACCAACUUCUCGGUUUAUGGCCUCAACCCUUUUACAAUACAAGUGAAACAUAUGAUCUAUAAUGCAGCACAAACUUUCAAUCGUUUACCAACUCAGAGGGGAUGCAGCAGCUCACCGGUUUAGUAUGUCAAUAGCUGCAUAAGAUAGUUGCCUACCUGUAAUCGCGGUGCCACUGAAAGUAGUUCUUCUGCAUUAGUGCUUAUAAUAACACUAUUGCUUAUACUUGGUUAAUAAGCAGGUCAGGACACAUAAAUGGAGUAUUGUUGGCGGUUUUUGGGUGUUUUUUAGAGGGCUUUAUGGGCGCAAUCCGUUAGCUUCAUUGUUAGCCAUUGUUAGAAUGCAUAAAAAUAAGAAAUACACUUGUUCUUGUGUUACAUAGAGAUUGUGAAUGAUAGGGAACAUUCCCAAAAAAUACAGUUCUCAUUUAAAGGUAAAUCUACAUUACAAGAUAUGCUAUACUGUACAGGGUUAAUGAUAAUGUUUUAUUGUAUUUUUUUGGUAUAGCAGAUGGUCCUGAGUAACGCCAAAUUGGAUAUGUACAAUAGUUUUCGUAAGAUACAAUACACUUAAGCUUGUGGCACAACAAUUUGUAAUUUCCCAUAUGGCAACACUGAUGUCGCUGUAAUUGACCUGACAAACAAUACAUGUCCCACCUGUUGGAUAAAUGUGGCUACAGAUAAAAACAAGAUCCAUGUUUGCUCAUGCUUAUACGACAAGUCACCAAACCAAACAAAAAAGCAAUUGGAAAGCAAAGACAACAACACACUGUGAAACAUACAUAACGUGUAGAGAAUUGAAUAAUAUUUUAAGGAACUCUCACACAAAGCUUGUUGACAUUUUUUGUAGAAAUUGCUCUUUAUAUGCAGGUACAUAUGAGGGGAUGAAAGACGCUAUGAAGCCAUUUGCAAGCACUGCAUUGACAGAACACAAAUGUGCUCCAUAAGAAAAUAAAGUCAAAGUCAUGAAAGACCAAAUGGAGCUGGUGUGAAAUCACAGUCAAAACAAACCAAUCACUUAUUUUAGUCCAAGCAUCUAUAAUGUUUAUUAUCCUACGGUUUAACCUGAAAGCAAGCAGUGCGUCCAGAAUCAAUGAGAUUAGACGUUUUCUAAUCCUUGAUGUAAUGUCAAAGAGAAUUCAUUCAGCGAGGCUCAUGAAAGAGAAGCAUGGCGGUACAGGAGCGGCUUUAUUUUUUCAAAACCUUGGUCAAUAUUGGCCUUCUUUAAUGUCCAUACCAUUUUACAGCCUACAAGAAAGUUCACUGAUUAAAACAAGUAGUGAUUUUAAAAUCAAUCAACAAUCCCUUGUGAUGAGUUUGUCUGAUAAAAUCUAAACAAUAUGGCUCUACUCAAAUCCAAUCUGUUUGUUUCUGCUAUAGGACAAUGGAGCCAUAUUGAUAUGCAUGUAUGCAAUAGUACAAUUGUUUUGCAUUCAUAAUAAACAAGCGUCAUGUGUUAUCAGCAAUUAUCUGAUGCAGGUAAAAAUUGGAGGCAAUAACUAUGUGAGUGAUAAAAACAAGUUAUUUACAUAAACAGUUCAUGCAGCAUAUUACCAGGGAGAUGCUCAAUUUACAGUUAGAAUUACAAAAGAUAAACAACUCUUAUUUCAUCUCAAUCUGUCCAUGAGUUGCCUGCCAGCCACAGUUAAGGUUCAGUGAUUUAGGGCCUGAGAAAAGUCAGUGUUGUAUACAAUUAUAUUUGAUACGCACCAGCGAGUAACAGUGUUUUAUUUACAGCUGCUACAACACAUUGCACACACAUUCAAGCAUGUGCACAAUAUUAAGCAAGCAAUUGUCAAGUCCAGUCAUUUUUUGCUCAGUGAGUGUUUGAUCUGUAUUUUGUGCUAAUGCCAAUGGAAUGUGGGGGAUUGACAUUUAUUACUUAUCAAAUAUUUGACACAUUUGGGUUGGAAGAGUCAAUUUGAAAGGGACUAAGAAGUAUUACAGUCACAUUGAAAAUAAACUAAAUUGGCAUUAGCAUCAAGUGUCAGAAUGAAGUAAAAAUAUUUUGGAAAAAAGCGGUGAUGUUACAUUUAAAAAUUAUCAUGGAAUUAAAGUUGUACUUUUAAAACGCGUAAUUCUCACACAAAGUUUUUUUCUUAAAUGGAUCAUUAUAUAUGAUUUUUUUUUUCUGCAAUUCAGUCACUUCCUUGUGGUCUACAUAACAUGUGAUGGUGGUUCUUUGGUGAAGAUUUUCACAUAGAUUCCGUUUUACAGGUCAUCUUAAAGUUGCUAGUCAGUCAUGUUGUAGUUUUUAGCAUUUCCAUAUCGAGUCUACUGACCGAUAUAAGUUAGAGCUAUACGCUAGUGGUGUGCGAUACCACUGAUUUAUUACUGGGGUGAGUUUUUCCUUGCCCGUAUGUGGGCUCUGUACCGAGGAUGUCGUUAUGGCUUGUGCAGCCCUUUGAGACACUUGUGAUUUAGGGCUAUAUAAAUAAACAUUGAUUGAUUGAUUGAUUGAUUUUCUUUCCGAUUCAAUACUGAGUAUAUUUGAGGCUGCUAUCAGCAAUACCGAUCCAACACUGAUACUUUGUGCUAUUAUACCUGAUGUGUCUGGUAACAUUUAAAAAGUAGUGUGUUUCAAGUGUAAAUACUCUUAGGGAAUCAUCUUUAACCGAUAAAAAAUCACAGGGAGAGACAAAUAAUGGCAUUACCCUGCAUUGAAUGUUAUUUAUAUUCAACUCUGUAUGUAGUGUCUCCAAAUUGCCUACCAUAAAAAUAUACAUACACUUGCCGUUUUAUAAUACUGAGUGACUCAUUUUAUUUGCCGGUCAUUUUUUUUCAAAUAAACAAAUGACAGACUGAAUGACUGAGCACGUACUCCGUACUUACCUAGGGGGAAGAAAAAGUAGUACCACUUGCGUUUAGUUUCUUUACACUGUGUUCCUGUCAAUGAUGUACAUUAUCUCAAAUAACUAAAGUAUCAAAAUUAGCGAUAUUUUGAUUUGAGAAUCCAUAUUAAAGCAUACAAAUCUGGUAUCAGUGUUAUUGAUAUUUCAGUAUCAAUCCACACAUCACUACCAUGCGCUACUUUGUAUUAGAAAUGGCAACAGCGGAGGGUGCCUGUGCACGUACGAGCCAGAACACAAGUUAGAAACAACAAAACAACAAGAGGAUAGAAAAAAUGAGGAACGCUUGGACUACAACUGAAUAAAAAUAGCGGACUUGGGCAAAGCUCUUCGGGUAGACAUAUACCAUAUACUGUAUGUAGAUAUCCGCUGAAGUAACGAAGGAAAAUAAUGUCACUAAAGUCUCAAAUUCCAAAUGGCUUGUUUGGAGCAAGUCUGAGAGAAGGCAAGAUUGUUUUAUAAAUAUCUCCGCCUUGCCUCAAAGGUUUGAUUAAAAAAUGUUGAGACUUAUGGGGAUCCCAAAUACACAAAAACAGGUAGCAACAGGUAAGGAAAGUUGGUUUUGCAUAAUAGAACCUCUUCAAAUGUUAAAAUAUUACUGUAACUUAGUUGUACAAUUCAAACUUUAUUCAUGUAAUAUUUAAACAUUAUUCUCUUAUUUCACACUCUAUUCUGAUUAUUUAAGAUUUUUUCUUUUUGUAUUUACUGUAUUUUAUUCAGUUUUUGAACUUCUUUAUUACACAUACAGGCUUGACAGCAUUAAAAACCAUUCUUCACAAGAUUGAUCAACAUGUGACAUUAACAAACAGUUUGGUGAAUCCUAAUGGCAGAUAGCCUAUUUCAUUUGUAUGAAGGUUUUCAAUGUGUUCUUAUUUUUAGUCCACUGUCUGUUCUCUCGCUGCCAUUUUGAAAAGCAUUUAGCAA
Entelurus aequoreus (snake pipefish) is the source of this 7342-nucleotide messenger RNA. Its product is annotated as amphoterin-induced protein 3-like. Gene Ontology annotation, molecular function: protein binding. The record is from RefSeq and is a predicted model, not a curated record. The transcript has 2 exons. NCBI's taxonomy places the organism in Eukaryota, Metazoa, Chordata, Actinopteri, Syngnathiformes, Syngnathidae. Bases 475 to 1842 code for a protein of 455 amino acids.